Messenger RNA from Limulus polyphemus (Atlantic horseshoe crab), 1735 nucleotides. RefSeq names its product L-threonine dehydratase catabolic TdcB-like. Gene Ontology annotation, biological process: L-threonine catabolic process; L-serine catabolic process. Bases 322 to 1440 code for a protein of 372 amino acids. NCBI's taxonomy places the organism in Eukaryota, Metazoa, Arthropoda, Merostomata, Xiphosura, Limulidae. The record is from RefSeq and is a predicted model, not a curated record. Gene Ontology annotation, molecular function: L-serine ammonia-lyase activity; threonine deaminase activity; pyridoxal phosphate binding. The transcript has a single exon.
AAUUCCGUGGUCUAUGUUAUUUUAAUACAACUAGAACUGUAAGUUUUUACCUCUUUUUUCCCAACUUAAAUUCUUAUAAUUUCACUACUGUAUUGCCAUCAGUUUAUAAAAGUGCAAAAGUCUAAGAAGUCAACAGGGGAUUGAACAUUAAUGAAUACAUUUAAUUUUGAUAAACACUCGAACCAAGCUAAAAUGCAGGUUAUUCCAAGUUCAAUUUAGUCGUUAUGGAGAACUGAAAGAUUAUUUGUAAAAACAUUUAUAUUUUCAAAUAAUACACAAGUGUACUUAUUUUUGCUGACGAGGUUUGAAGAUUGUACAAUCAUGAAGAAAAGCAGAUCAUCAUCUAUAGCACAGUCCAUUAGUGAAAAACUUGGUGGAGUUAAAUCCAUCAGUACACUUGCUUUGUACACUAACUCGGGAAAACCUGCAACUUCAUCAAAAUGGCCUCCAAUAGACCUGCCGAAUUUAGUGGAAGGAAUAAUAAACGCUCGAAAACGAAUAUGUCAUCACAUUGUUCACACAGCGAUGGAAUACUCUCCGGUGAUGAGCCAACUGGGAUUCUGCAAAGUUUUCAUAAAGAUGGAGAAUGACCAAAGAACAGGAUCUUUCAAGAUACGAGGAGCUUUGAACAAGCUGAUGCAAAUGAAAGAUGAGGAUAUUACCAGCCAGUGCUUACCCAUUUUGGCAUCAACGGGAAACCAUGCUUUGGCUUGUGCUCAUGCCUUUAACAUUCUAAACAUAUAUGGAAAGAUACUAGUUCCAGAGAAUAUUAACUCUGAGAUACUUUCAUUUCUACGUACACUUAACGCUAAUGUGCAAUUUUAUGGUUCGUCAAUUGAGUUAACGGAAGCAAAAGCAAGAUUAAUGGCUUCAGAGGAAGGUAGGGUUUUUAUUUCUUCAUACAACGACCUAGACAUUAUUUGCGGCCAGGGAACUGUUGCAAUUGAUAUUAUAGAAGACAUGCCAGAAGUGGAUAUUGUAAUUGUUCCUGUUGGAGGAGGAGGUUUAAUUUCGGGAAUUGCUGCUUACCUAAAGCAACUGAAACCCCAAGUGAAGGUGAUUGGAUGCCAACCUGAGAAAGCUGCAAUCUUGUCGAAAUCAGUGAAGGUAGGUUAUGUAAUAAAAAUGGACACUCUACCAACGCUAGCGCACUCCACUAAUGUUAAAUUAGAACAAGAUUCUGUCACAUUGAAUAUGUGUGCCAAACUUGUUGAUGAGUGGGUUUUGGUUUCGGAGGAAGAAAUUGCAACAGCAGUUUAUUACAUGAUGGAACAUCACCAUCGCCUCGUGGAAGGAGCUUCCGGAGUGGCCAUUGCAGGAUUUCAGAAAACCUCGUCAAGAUAUCAGGAUAAGACUGUCGUCAUUAUAUCCUGCGGGUCUAAUAUUAGUAUGAAAGAAAUAAAGAAAAUAGUGGAACAGAACGGGCCUGGAGACGACUAACUAGACAAAAGUGACUUUCCUUUUAAUUCUGCAAACUUGUUUUUGGUAUAGGUUAUGAGAGUAAAAAUUAUAUCAACAAGAUAUUUAUGGCAGAGUAUUAACUUUAAACGUAAGUUUCCUACAGAUUUGUUCUUAUAUUUAACAAUUUAAAAAUAUUGUAAAGUCGGGAUGCACUGACACAAUAAAUCAUUCACAAAAUUUAAUAUAUAUCACAUUAUUUUAAAUUAAUUACGAACAAAGUUAUCUUCUUUAAAGUAAAGUAAGAAUGAAAGAGCAAAGAAGACCUGGUUAUCGU